CCUUCUCGAAGUUGUCGCUGGAGAAUGAGAGUAGAAACGCGGCUACAUGUUGUUGGUUAGAUACGUUUAAAGUGUCUGAAAUAUACAUUUGUCUCAUCUAAAUUUCAUGGAAGAUACUGGUAAGUUGUCUCAAACACCCUCUUUGAUCAAAUGUUUAUUUUGAGAACUUUCUAGUUCGCUUGCUGUAACGUGAAGAUGGUGGACGUGUGCGGUCUGGCUAGCUAGCAGCUAACUUUAGCUAACUAGGCCCAAACCGAGGCAAGGUUGAAGCCCUAACUUCGCUGUUUGUAACGAUAAGACUUUCAGCCUAUUAUUUGGGAUUAGAAUGAAACGGUCGCCUUUCCCUAGUUACAGUCUUUACAACAACACGCAGUAACGUUAACCGUAACUAACGUCUUAUUUUUUAGGAUACCUACAGAGUGGGUAGCUAGUUAGAUAUGUUUUAAUUACCUAACUAUGCUAACGUGUAGCUAACAUCAUUGAGUGUGCACUGACCAAUGAUGUAGUUAGUUAUAUACUUACUGACUGCAGUAGGUUCCUAAGCCAACUUUACAGUUGUGUGCCGUGCUUGAAUGAUGACCAAAAGCUUUAGCUAACUAUCAAGAAAAAUAGGCUAACUAGUUAAUUGACCGGAUUAAAUGUUAUUUAACUUGCUACAUAAUGUGCUACUAUCUACCAGCACGCGCACCUGUAGUCAGCUAGCUAGCAUGCUAAUGUUGCUAAACAAGGAUGUGCGCAUGCUAUACAGCUCAGUGCGACUCUUAACAAGUCAACAGAUGCGGUCAGAGUGAGGAUUCUUCAGUUGAGCUUGACUUGAAUGUUUUAGGUUAAUAUCUGGAGCACGUAUGAUAAAUACAUUUAACUUCGUUACCUAUCUAGCCAUAUCUGUAUAUGUGCACACAUUUGGAUGAGCCAUACAGAUUUUAUUGAAUGUCAAACCUUGGUUGAUAAGGAUGUUUUCGUGCACUAGUAGAUAUGCCCAAGGAACCCACAAUAACCCAGUUAUGUCAAUAUUGACUGGAUCCACUCCUGAUUCUACACCAUUUUCCUGUAAGGCAAAGGUAAUUAUUACCCUCAACCCGUUUUGAUGUUGUGAUAUUGAUUGACGUGCAAUCUGUGUCCCUCUUCAAACCUGCAUGUCUCAGACCAGCCCAUGAUGGGGAUGUUGGACACAGACAGCUCUGAGAGUGGGGACUCCCCAGCCAUGGAGGGCAAUGGAGAGGGCUUCCUCCCAGACCUGCCUGUCCUCACGCACCCUGCUGAAUGGACCGUGGACCAGGUCAGUGGUGAAAAUAGACAGGGGUUUACUCUAGGAAAUCGAAAAAUGCCCCUGAGCAGAAUCAUAAAGACAAUGCCCUGUCAUCAUUACUCUAAACAACAACCCAUAGCAAAUGUCAUGUUUUUUCUGCUUGCAGUCCUAGUAAACCACAACGCUUUCAACUUUAAAUAAUGUUGAUGUUUCAAACAUUGCCCUUUGCCUACUUUUCUUCCUACCAGGUUCCCCCUGACAACCUCACCACGGUUAUCCACGACACUGACUCAGAGUCAGAUCAGUCGUCACCAGAGGUAAUCAAGCUGCACCAGGACCAGCAGUCUGAUCUGGGAUCAGUUGAACAAGCGGUGCAGCACUUCCAGCUAGCGAGCGCCAAGCUCUUCCAAGAGGAGGAUUCAGAUGAUCAGUCUCGUUCUCCCCAGGUAGAACAACAGAACCAAAUGGAAGCGUCGUCAGAAGAAGAGAGCCAGGAUGGACAGAACAACCAAGCGGAAGCCACAGAGUCUCUGAUACAGGGUGAGAUGUCAGAGCCUGUAGAUCAGGAACAAGAUCCAGCCCAAGCCCAGCCACCAAUGGUUGCAGAAGAUGGAAGCCCAGCUAACAUGGAGCUGGAAGAAUCCAAAGAGACGACAGGACAGGGGGAAGCUGUUGAUGAACCAGCUGUCCCCACAGAGCCUCUCAUCCCUGCUGAGUACGAGAAGCUGGUUAAAGGGUGUGAGGAGAACCCUGAAGACUUCAAUGGUUGGGUCUACCUGCUGCAGUAUGUGGAGCAAGAGGUGAGCAUAGAGAAGUCCUGGAAUUUUAUGUUAACCCUUGUAUUGUGAAUAGGUGUAAUCUGCUCUCAUAGUCUUCUGUAUUGAAAACUACAUUUAAAAUCUCAAUGCGACUAAACCUGGUUAAGUAAAGGGUUAGAUCAGGGCUCCAUCCCUGUUCCUGGAGAGCUACUGUCCUGUAGUUUUUUUUUUGCUUCAACCCUAAUCCAUCACACCUGAUUCUAAUAAUUAGCUGGUUGAUUAGCUGGGGUGGUCAGUGCUAUCAAGCAUCCUUGGGAUGUCCCUACCCUAAACCCUAACUUUAACCAUUUUACAUUUCAACUUCAAUGUGGUAGGGACGUUCCAAGGAUCCCAGAUAGCACGGAUCCAACAGGAGAGUAGAUCUCCCGAAACAGCGUUGGCGAGCCCGUGGUUUGAUGAUGAGGCUGGAUUUGGUUAAAGUCACAUUGAUGGAAAUUGUCUGGCAGGAAGCAAGUUAUAAAUGUUAUUUUUUCCUCAGAAUCAUCUCGGUGUUGUGAGGAAGGCGUUUGAUGCGUUUUUCCUGCACUACCCCUACUGCUACGGCUACUGGAAGAAGUUUGCUGACAUUGAGAAGAAGCAUGGCAAUGCGCAGGUGGCAGAGGAGGUAAGCGUGAAAAGAGCUCUUCUUUCGCGGAUGUGCUGAUGUAGUCAAUAGUGUAAAUGGACUUCUUCUCUACCUGUCCUCUGUCCUGAUCUGAAAGGACUUGACAGGGUUAGUCUGCUUUGUUCGCUCUACUUUUUGGGUCCUUGCUGUGGCAGUCAUUGGCAUUUCACACGGUCUUUGUCUCAUUCACCAGUGUCCUUUUGUGUCCUGUCCCCAGGUGUACCGGCGGGGUGUGCAGGCCAUCCCCCUCAGUGUGGAUCUGUGGCUUCACUACAUGUCCUUCAUCAAGGACAACGCUGACCACGAAGACCCAGAGACACCAGGACGCAUUAGAGGGUGAGUAAAGAUCCCUGUCGUCACUGAAAAGUGAAAGACCUCAUCUCACUCACCUCAACACACACACUCCUGUAUAUCCUCAAGCUGUGUGCAUGGGAAGCUUGUGACACGUCAACAACCAAAACGACAAGUGUCUUACUGAACUUUUCAGGUCAUAGUGCAUUGUUAAUUAUGUAGUCUAUGUUCUUUCCCACAGUGCGUAUGAGCAUGCUGUGUUGGCAGCAGGGACAGACUUCCGCUCUGACCGUCUUUGGGAGGCCUACAUCAACUGGGAGACGGAGCAGGAGAAACUGGCCAAUGUCACGGCCAUCUACGACCGCAUCCUGGGCAUCCCCACCCAGCUCUACUCACAGCACCUCCAGAGGUACGAGGGGUCAGCUCAUUCACAAUGGGUUUUGAUAAACCAUCCAUGAGGGUUAUGGUUAUAUAAUUAAAAGAAAGGUCUUGGAAGCUCUAACCCUGACAAUUUGACUAGUAAACUCAUAGGUACACAUGCAAUGGCUGCCUGGUGUUAUGAUGCAAUAAGUUCCAUGGUCAUUUGGAAUGCUCUAUCUACUGAUGCUGGAUUGUCAUGGAAAUGUAGAAUGAUGCUAACUGAUGUGGCUCAUGCAAUGGAAUGUAUUUGUUUUAAUGUCAGUUGAGUUGACUCAAUCAGUCACAGCACAUAUUGAAGGGUCUGUGCAAACCCUGGAUCCUUGGGAAUGUUUAGGGUAGGGAGGUCCCAAGGAUCCCAGAUAGUACUUACCUAGAUUGAAGGGUACACCUGCUUUUACUUCCUGGCAUGGGUGCACUCAAAAUGGAUGCCAGUCCAUCCAUUAUGCCAUCAUUGACUUGAAUGGGGACGUCCAUUCUAUUCAUUCUAUAUCUAUGGUUAUGGUCAACGUCUCAGGUAGUGGGUAGCUAAGAGAAAUCAAAUACUGAACACUGGCAAUAGUUUUACCCUUGUCAGAAACUCACUUUCGGGCACACUAUGGCAACUGCUUGGCUUUCGAUGGCAAGGUGCAACAGAGGGUAGUUCAUACGGCCCAGUACAUCACUGGGGCCGAGUUCCCUGCCAUCCAGGACCUCUACCAGGCGGUGUUAGAGGAAGGUCUUAAAAAAUGUAGUCCUCCAGCCACCCAGGUCAUAGACUGUUCUCUCCGUUACCGCACGGCAGGGCCCUGAACCGCUUCUACCCUCAAGCCAUAAGACUGCUAAAUAGUUAACCAAAUAGCUACCCGGACUAUCUGCAUUGACCCUUUUUGCACUAACUCUUUUGACUCAUCACAUACGCUGCUGCUACUGUCUAUUAUCUAUCCUGUUGCCUAGUCACUUUACCUCUACCUAUAUGUACAUAUCUACUUCAAUUACCUCGUACCCCUGCCUCGUGUAUAUAGGCAAGUUAUCGUUACUCAUUGUGUAUUUAUUCCUUGUUAAAAAUAUUGUUGGUAAGGGCCCAUAAGUAAGCAUUUCACUGUUAGUCUACGCCUGUUGUUUACGAAGCAUGUGCCAAAUACAAUUUGAUUUGAUUUUGACUUCUCUGGUAGUACUUUUGGUUCUCCUAGUGAUGUACUGAAUGUCUCUCUGCAGGUUCAAAGAGCAUGUGCAGAACAACAACCCCAAACACUUCCUGUCAGAGGAGGAGUUUGUCCAGCUGAGGGUGGAGCUAGCCAAAGCCAACGUAGCAGCUGCAGCCAAUGAGGAAGGAGAGGAAGCAACACCCACCGAGUCCGAGGAGCUCCCAGCAGGCACAGAGGACCUCCCAGAUCCUGCAAAGGUACGACUCCACCUCCUCACCCUCGAGGAGGGGUUGAUAUGCCACAACAUGCCAGAGGGUUAGGAAAGAGGCCCUUGCCUCUUCAUCAUCAUCAUCAUCCAUGGAGAGAAACACAAAUCUGUGCAGGUUUGAAGAGGUGUCUUUCCAUCAGCAGCCAAGCCAAUGAGUACGUGGGGGAUUCAAGUUGGCAUCAUCCAGUCAGGGACUCGGCUUAAAGCGGGUCAGGAAUGGCUGGAUCGUGGGCCGGCUGGCCAAGUCGAGUGACCCCUCGUCCUUUCCAGUCCCCAGCACCAGGGCUGGCCUACAGGCAGGGUGCAUACGGUACAUACCCUGCCCCGGGUCGGGCCUCGGUCCCUGGGUCGGCCCCCUCGCCUUCGACAGGCAGGGCCCCUGCUAGUCUCUGGCUCUCUCGGCCUCAUGGUGAUGUAAAUAAUCUUGGCAGCUGGACAUGCAGUUUGCACAUCAGUGGAGAAUGAGAUUGUUACGAGAUUGUUUUAAAGUGGAGUGAGAAGGUUAACAUUGAGUGUCUUGUGUUCUGUGUAGAGGGUGACGGAGAUUGAGAACAUGCGCCACAAGGUGAUCGAGUCGCGCCAGGAGGUGUUCAACCAAAACGAGCAGGAGGUCAGCAAACGCUGGGCCUUCGAGGAAGGGGUGAGUACUGACACCUAUAUUUUUUUUUUUAUGGUCAGAAUAUCAUCCACUUAUAUUUCAUUAUGCUAAAGGAACUAGUUCACUUCAAAGUUUACAUACCUCUAAAGUGGGCUUUGUCAAGCUGGGUCGAGAUGGAAUUGGAUGGUGCCACUCUUUCCCAUUAAUUUGGGAUUGAGGCCUACAGAGGUCUACACAAUAGAUGGAAUACGAGAUAUGAAAAUAUCGGACAAAUGUUGAUUUUGGGGUGAACUGUCCCUAAUUAUUACUCUGAAAUUGUUAUUUUUGUAGAUAAAACGUCCCUACUUCCAUGUCAAAGCCCUGGAGAAGACCCAGCUCAGCAAUUGGAAGGAGUACCUGGACUAUGAGAUCGAGAACGGCACUCCCGAACGUGUGGUCGUUCUGUUCGAACGCUGCCUCAUCGCCUGUGCUCUCUACGAGGACUUCUGGACAAAGGUAACCCAACCCUUAACCUUUGACCCACCGACACCCCAAAAAUAAUGAACUCCCCGCACUUCCCCUAUCAACGAUUUCAUCACUUCCUGACAACAGUAAAUCGUCCUGCACAUCUCUUCUUUGCGUGUAUCGUUGAUCUGUGACUCACUGUAUCUGUUGUAUUAGGGGAUGGCCAGCUUUGCCACACAAGAUUUGACUCCAGCAUUUGCCAACUACUACGUUGCAUCUUCUCCGUCUCCCACUACCUUACAGAAACUUAUCUUAUUCGUUCCAUGAAGGUGCUGAUGGGUUUACAAAGAAAAUUUCUAAAAACACGAUCUUGUCAAUGAAGAAAUUCACUGGUUGAGUGACCCGGAAAUGGGUGUUUAAAAUGUUGUCGUCCCCUUCCCCUCCUCGUCUUCUCUCUCCACCUCCUCCUUUCCAUCCACCCUGUCCCCCUCUUCCUCCAACCCUCCUUUCUUUCUCUCGCUUCACUCUGAAGUAUGCAAAAUAUCUAGAGGGCUACAGCAUUGAUGGAGUGAGACACGUGUACAAGAAGGCGUGUACCAUCCACCUGACCAAGAAGCCCAACAUUCACCUGCUGUGGGCUGCAUUCGAGGAGCAACAGGGUGAGUGGUGUUUCUAGAUCCCUCUUGACAUCACAUUCACACAUCUCACAUGUCAUUAGACCUUUAGCAGAUGCUCUUGUCCAAAGUGAUUUACAAACGGGUACAUUCAAAUAAGGAGGCUGAGCCAAUCACAUAAUACAAGUUCAAAAGCAUUGGUAGCCUCUGUCUACAAAAACUAGUAAGAAACAUUCAACCCAGAAGUGGAACUGAGUUUGUCUGUGUCAUUCGUUUCCCUGUAGGGAACAUAGCGGAGGCGCGCGGCAUCCUGAAGGCUCUGGAGGAGGCGGUGCCAGCCCUGGCUAUGGUGCGUCUGCGGCGGGUCAGCCUGGAGCGGCGCCACGGCAACCUGGAGGAAGCGGAGGCCCUGCUGAGAGAGGCGAUUGCGUCGGGGAAAAACACCAGCGAGACCUCGUUCUACGCCGUGAAGCUGGCCCGGCAGCUGCUGAAGGUGCAGAGAAGCCUCAUCAAGGCCCGCAAGGUGCUGCUGGACGCCAUAGACAAGGACCAGGUAAGAUCACAAAGCUAGAUGAGAAAUGGAGUCACUUGGUUCAGGAUCUUGAUAUUGAGAUGUGGUAUUGAUACGCAUGGUGCCGAAUGGAGUUUGAUUCAGAGAAAAUGUGUUCAGAGAAACCAUUUGAGUUCAUAAUGAAUCUAUUUUAUGUGUCUCUCCCAGGCGAGUCCUAAACUGUAUCUGAACCUGCUGGAGCUGGAGUACAGUGGGGACGUGCAGCAGAACGAAGCUGACAUCUUGGCCUGCUUCGACCGUGCCCUGAGCAGCCUGCUGCCCCUCGACUCUCGUCUCACCUUCUCUCAGCGCAAGGUCGAGUUCCUCCAGGACUUUGGCAGCGACAUCAACAAGUCAGUUCACCUGCAGUACCUACUCUCAAAUACAAUUAAUGAAUGUUUCAUGACCAGUGUUCAAAUUAGAGUCUGUGAAUGACUGUGCCCUUUCCACUUAAAGCUACAAUAUGUACUUUUUUGGCGACCUGACCAAAUUCACAUAGCAAUGUGAUUUAUAGAUCUGUCAUUCUCAUUGAAAGCAAGUCUAAGAAGCAACAGAUCUGUUAUGUGCGCACUUUCUAUGCUUCGCGUUCUUAAGUUUUGUUUUUGCUUUUGUUACUUUCGGUUUAGUACACCAGCUGAAAAUACAAUAUUUUGGGUUAUGGAAAAUAUAUUUCACAGCGGUUUAGAUGGUGCAAUGAUUUUUUACACUGUGUCAAACUCAGUCCACGGACGGCAGAGUGUCUGCGGGUUUUCGCUCCUCCCUUGUACUUGAUUGCUGAAUUAAGGUCACUGAUGAGUAAGGAACUCCACUCACCUGGUUGUCUAGGUCUUAAUUGAAAGGAAAAAAACAACCAGCAGACACUAAUUUUCGCAAAUGGCAGAGGGAUUUCUGCAUAGUGCAUCUUUAAUCUUAACCAUGUAUUAUUUUUAACCCUCACAGGUUAGUGGCUGCUUACGAUGAACACCAGAAGCUUCUGAAAGAACACGAGUCGACAAAGAGGAAAGCAGAGAAUGGGUAAGAUUUCAGUUUAUUCACUUCCCUCAGCUUAACAUUGACAUCAUGGAGUACAAAACAAUAGGAUUGGUAGGACACUUCAUAGCAGGGUGUGAAUCGCCAUGCUUGAAUUGGUUAUUUGGGUGCUCUUGAUUGACAUUUAACCUGUUCCUUUGUGUCCCUGCAGCUCGCAGGAGCCUGAGUCGAAGAGACAGCGUACCGACGAGCACUCAGGCUCAGGGCACAUGAUGCAGGGAGACAACUCUGCCUACAACUACAACUGGUACCAGGUGAGUCCUAUGAUAAAGAGCAGACUCAAACAUACUGUUUUACACCCAAUUUAUUUUUGCAUUGAGCGAUAUACUCAGUGGCCAGUUUAUUAGGUUCAUAAAAAUGGUUCGGUCCUACAGACAGUGAGUCACGUGGCCGUGGCUUGCUAUAUAAAGCAGGUAGACGGGCAUCAAGGCAUUGUUACGGUUCGAUUAAACGUUAGAAUGGGCAAAAUGAGUGAUCUAAGCGACUUUGAGUGUGGUAUGAUCAUCGGUGCCAGGUGCGCCUUUUCCAGUAUCUCAGAAACGUCCGGCCUCCCGGGCUUUUCACACACGACCGUGUCUAGGGUUUCCUGUGAAAAACAUCCAGUCAGCAGCAGUCCUGUGGGUGAAAACAGCUCGUUGAUGAGAGGUUUGAAGGAGAAUUGCAUGAAUCGUGCAAGCUAACAGGUGGCCCACAAAUGGAGUAGUACAAGAGUGGUGUGCAGAAUGGUAUCUCAGAACGCACAACUCGUCGAUCCUUGUCAUGGAUGGGCUAUUGCAACAAACAGAUGGCCACACCGGGUUCCACUACUAUCAGCUAAAAACGGUGUGGGGAAUGUUUUCCUGGCACACAUUCGGUCCCUUGAUACCAAUUGAGCAACAUUUGAACGCCACACCUUAUAGAAUUCAGGCUGUUCUGGAGGCAAAGGGGGGUCUGACCUGGUACUAGAUGGGUGUACCUAAUUAACUGCCAACUGAGUGUAUUUUCACCAUACUGUGCAUAGGUGACAAAUGUCAUACCAUCCCUCAUGGCAAAAUUGGUUUCUUAAUGAGUAAAAAACGGGAGUGUGAUAGUGUUGAACUCUAUUCUCUUCAUCUGGUGACCCUAAUGCUGGAAUGAGAUGUUCCUAAGUAUUUGAAGGAAUGCCAACUAACCCUGUCUUUCUUUUGCUUUCCUUCUCCAGCAACAGUACAACAACUGGGGCCAAAACUCCUGGGGACAGUACAACCAGUAUUCCCAGCAGUAUAACCAGUACUACCCCCCUCCACCAACAUAAGGUCUUGCAGAAAGAAGAGAUUAGAGGAGGCAUCCUUUCUACCCAGUCCAACUGCUCAUCUCAGCUAGCCCCGCCUCCUCUUUUGUUGUUUGAUGUCAUUUGUUUCCAUUGGCCAUUAGAUUGACACAUUCACUGUCAUCAUCAUCUCCAUCAUUCAUCGACUGGCUGCUUUUUGUGUUCCUUGCGCAUGUGUGUUGAUGCAGACUUCAUAUGAAUUUAAUUUUUUCCUCAGUUGAAAAGACACAAUGAUGUUUUUAAUUUUUAGAUUGGAUCACUGCAUAAUUUGGUUCCUCUUCAAUAUGUCUGUGUGGGGAAACUAGUUGUUUGAUACAGAUGAUAGAUUUGUAUGGAGGUAGUGGUAACAGCUAUGCUCCUCCCUGAGCCUCUCCUCUGCUUUCCUAAAAUGUGAGCUUUUUAAGAUUAAGGUUUUUGUUUCCUGGGACAGAACAGAAAUGAAGAUUUUUGUUUUUUAUUUCAUAAUAAAGAGAUUAAUAUCCUA
Messenger RNA from Coregonus sp. 'balchen', 9781 nucleotides. NCBI's taxonomy places the organism in Eukaryota, Metazoa, Chordata, Actinopteri, Salmoniformes, Salmonidae. The record is from the annotation of a GenBank genome assembly.